Molecule: messenger RNA, 1699 nt
Organism: Lates calcarifer (barramundi perch)
Lineage: Eukaryota; Metazoa; Chordata; Actinopteri; Centropomidae
Gene: bhmt
Product: betaine-homocysteine methyltransferase
Exons: 8
Coding region: 142-1344 (400 amino acids)
Molecular function (GO): betaine-homocysteine S-methyltransferase activity; zinc ion binding
Source: RefSeq, a predicted model, not a curated record
AGGCGGUUCUUAGUGUGACAUCAGGAUCACCGCACCAGUCUAGGAUUAUAAAUUCAGCAUGGAUGCCUGCACAAAGCCUUUUCCAAACUCAGAAGGAACGCUGUAUCUAAGGAGAGUGGGCCGGUCACUGCUGCAAUAAUCAUGGCACCAGCUGGAGCAAAGAAGGGCAUUUUGGAGCGUCUGGAUGCAGGAGAAGUGGUUAUCGGGGACGGGGGUUUUGUCUUCGCCCUUGAGAAGAGAGGUUAUGUCAAAGCGGGACCGUGGACACCUGAAGCUGCCGCCGAGCACCCUGAAGCCGUGCGGCAGCUGCACAGGGAGUUCCUGAGAGCAGGCUCCAAUGUCAUGCAGACAUUCACUUUCUACGCAAGCGAUGAUAAACUGGAGAACAGAGGCCACACUCAGCGCUUCACUGGACAGCAAAUAAAUGAAGCAGCUUGUGACCUGGCCAGGGAGGUGGCCAGUGAGGGUGAUGCUCUGGUGGCAGGAGGAGUCUCUCAGACCCCCUCUUACCUCAGCUGCAAGAGUGAGGAUGAUGUCAAGACCAUCUUUAAGAAACAGAUUGAUGUCUUUGUCCAGAAAGAUGUUGACUUCUUGAUUGCAGAGUACUUUGAGCAUGUGGAAGAGGCUGAGUGGGCAGUCCAGGUUUUGAAGACCACGGGCAAGCCAGUGGCUGCAACUCUGUGCAUUGGACCUGAAGGAGACCUGAAUGGAGUCAGCCCUGGAGACUGUGCUGUCAGACUCGUCAAAGCCGGAGCUCAGAUUGUGGGCAUCAACUGCCACUUUGACCCGGAGACCUGUGUGAAGACUGUGAAGAUGAUGAAGGAGGGAGUGGAGAAGGCUGGACUGAAGGCUCACUACAUGAGUCAGCCUCUGGCCUACCACACUCCCGACUGUAACCGUCAGGGGUUCAUUGACCUGCCAGAGUUCCCUUUCAGUCUGGAGCCGAGGAUCCUGACCAGAUGGGACAUGCAGAAAUAUGCCAGGGAAGCGUAUAAUGCUGGCAUCCGUUACAUUGGAGGCUGCUGUGGAUUUGAACCCUAUCACAUCCGUGCCCUGGCUGAGGAGCUGGCACCUGAGAGGGGUUUCCUGCCUGCUGGAUCAGAGAAGCAUGGCACCUGGGGUAGUGGUCUGGACAUGCACACGAAGCCUUGGGUCAGAGCCAGGGCACGCCGUGACUACUGGGAGAAGUUGAAGCCUGCGUCUGGCCGUCCCUUCUGCCCCUCCAUGUCUGUGCCUGAUGGCUGGGGCAUCACCAAAGGCCACGCCGAUCUGAUGCAGCAGAAGGAGGCCACCUCGCAGGAUCAGCUGAAGCCUCUCUUCGACAGGGCCGACAAAGGCCUCUGAGCUCCCCUCCGAGGCAUCUGUUUGGGAGGAAGAAGCCAAGGGGUGGCGUGUGAGAAGGCAUACUCACACAUUCCCUUAAGUUUACAUACCAAAAUAAAGAUCGAAAUGCUGAAGUUAUUUCUGUCUUUUUAAGGACCAUUGUUACUCACUUCAAAUUAGCUUUCCAACCUUGGCCAACAAUAAGUGCCUGUUUCAGUAUGAUGAUCACAUCUGUGAGCCUUGUUAAAUUACUGUGACUACAAAGCUCAAAGAAGCAGCUGUGAAUGCUUCUGACACAUUUAACACUCCGAAAGUGCUUGUCUUACAAAAGAACUGAAUGUGUGUAGUAAUAAAUUUCCAAAUGAAUAAAACCGCA